UUACGUAGUUAGGAAGAGCUGACUGCUAAAGAGAAAAUGACAUCCCUAGAAAAAGUUGAUGAUGCCUCAUCACCCAUCCGAGGACCUGGAGAUGGCAUGGAAACAGAGCAGACGGCUGAAUCUGUGGAAGUAGUCACUGGAGCCAACACUACGAACCAUCACAUCCCCCACAGCCCACAUAAAAAGGCAGUCUCUUCCCCAAGUCCCGGAGUGCUGCAGCUAGGGAAAGUACCUGCUGAUAAAUCAGUGGAGGUUGAAGCUAUUCGUAUAUUAGUCCCCAAAGCAGCUAUCACCCAUGUUGUUCCAAGUAAAAAUGCUAAGGUAGCUAAAUCAGUGGGACAUAAAGGAGACGCAUUCCAUCAGUCAGAUGGAGCCGCAGAUCCCAAGAAAGAACAGAUCGAGCUGAAAAAUGCAAUCGAAAAGCUAAAGAAUUCAGAAAAGCGGUUGUUACAGGAUAAAGAAGGUCUCUCUAAUCAGCUGCAUAUACAGACAGAGGUUAAUCGGGAGCUGAAGAAAUUACUUGUUGCUUCUGUUGGGGAUGAUCUGCAGUAUCACUUUGAACGGAUGGCUCGUGAGAAAAAUCAGCUAAUCCUGGAAAAUGAAGCCCUGGGCCGGAAUCUGUCUCAGUUGUCUGAACAAUUAGAGCGCAUGUCUAUACAAUGUGAUGUGUGGCGAAGCAAAUUCCUAGCAAGCAGGGUCAUGGCUGAUGAGCUAACCAAUACCAGAGCAAUUCUUCAGCGUCAAACCAGGGACGCACAAAGUGCAAUCCAGGACUUGUUGAAUGAACGCGAUCAGUUCCGUCAAGAGAUGAUUGAAACACAGAAGCUGCUGGAGGAGCUGAUGGUUUCUCUUCAAUGGGGGAGACAACAGACAUACUACCCUAGUGCCCAGCCUUACACUACAACAGAGCUAGCAGCUGUGAAUUGUAAGCUAGCCAAAGCUGUAAGCUCGCAUCUUCUUGGAAAUGUUGGCACUAACAGUCCAAAAAAGGCUUCAACAUCUGAGGAAUUUUGCAAUACCCCUGCUGAGAAAAUGGCUGAAAUGGUGCUACGUGUACUGGAUCCAGCUGCACGUACAGAAACAUCAACAGAAGUUUCUCCAUCUUCCUUCCUUUCCACAAAAAAUAUAAUUGGAAGGUUUCACCCCUAUACAAGAUACGAAGAUGUAACUUUCAAUUGUUGCACUCACUGUCAAGGAGAGCUGAUAGCCCUUUAAAAAUGCAGCAAACGCAACUGUACGUGCACUCUUUCUGAAGAAUUACACUAGUUGAUGUUCAGCA
This is a messenger RNA of Cariama cristata (Red-legged seriema), 1279 nucleotides long. RefSeq names its product basic leucine zipper nuclear factor 1 (gene BLZF1). The coding region runs from base 37 to 1215 and encodes 392 amino acids. The transcript is spliced from 6 exons. NCBI's taxonomy places the organism in Eukaryota, Metazoa, Chordata, Aves, Cariamiformes, Cariamidae. Gene Ontology annotation, cellular component: Golgi membrane. Gene Ontology annotation, biological process: Golgi to plasma membrane protein transport; Golgi organization. The record is from RefSeq and is a predicted model, not a curated record.